UCUGGCUUCGCAACAGACACCCCACUAACAUCAUCAUCCUGGACUGGUGCGUGCGGGAGGCGGAACCCGAACACUCCUCACAUCCUACUUUUGUUCCGUCUCUUUGGAGGAUUACUUGGACAGUUAAGCGGGAAAACAGAUGACAGCGAGGCAGCCGGCAGGGAAGGACUGAAAAGAUCCCAGACCGAACCGAACCGAGCCCAGGAGAGCUGUGUGUGGAGAUAUUUGGAGUUGAAGAAGGGCACCUCUGCUGCCACUUUCCUGAUCCCAGGAGGAAAUUUAACUCAUCGGUGUCGGAGCACUUCAAGCCCAUUUCCACAAACGGAAGCUUCUGCCCGUUUCAGCAGCCAGAUUAUCACGUACCUGAGCAGAUAUGAGUGAAGACAAACCAGCUGCUACUGUGGAAACAUCUCCGGUGGAAGGGAACGCCAUUCCUAACGGUAAAAGCCAUGAACCUGGGGAGGACAUCACAGCUUCAGCUAAAACACCCCCUGCAGAGGACUGUGAAAAGGAAACUGUAGCCAAUAGUGCCCAGAAUGCUAGUCCUCACAAAAAUGAAAAUGUGGAGUCCAACCUCCCAGAGAGCCAGGAGUUCUUGUCACGUGGGGAAGACAAAAAGACAACGCGCUUUACAGAUUUUGAAGGAAAAACCUCAUUUGGGAUGUCUGUCUUCAACCUGGGCAACGCAAUCAUGGGAAGUGGAAUUCUGGGACUUGCAUACGCCAUGGCCAACACAGGAGUCAUCUUGUUCCUGCUACUCCUAACAGCGGUGGCAGUUCUUUCAUCAUAUUCCAUCCAUUUACUACUAAAAUCAUCUGGUAUUGUAGGUAUUCGUGCAUAUGAGCAGCUCGGCUACAGGGCUUUUGGAACUCCGGGUAAGAUGGCGGCAGGUAUUGCCAUCACGCUGCAGAACAUUGGAGCCAUGUCCAGUUAUCUUUACAUAGUCAAAUAUGAAUUUCCUUUGGUCAUCCAGGCAUUUCUGAAGGUGGAUAACCCUGCAGGUGAAUGGUACCUGAAUGGAAACUAUCUGGUCAUUAUCGUGUCUGCGGCAGUCAUAUUACCUCUGGCUCUCAUGAAGCAGUUAGGAUACCUGGGGUACACCAGUGGCUUCUCACUGAGCUGCAUGGUGUUCUUUCUCAUUGCUGUCAUCUACAAGAAGUUCAACAUCCCCUGCCCUUUUGUGGACUUUGCCCAUAACAGCACUGGUCACGAGCUGAAUGUCAGUGCCGCCAACCACGGCGGAGAGCCAGAUCCAGCGUGCAUUCCCAAGAUGGCCAACCUCAACAUACAAACGGCCUACACCAUUCCCAUCUUGGCGUUCGCCUUUGUGUGCCACCCUGAGGUCCUCCCCAUCUACACAGAGCUGCGCAAUCCCACCAAGAAAAAGAUGCAACAAGUGUCCAACAUCUCCAUCACAGUCAUGUACGUCAUGUACUUCCUGGCAGCUCUUUUCGGAUACCUAACUUUCUAUGGUGAAGUGGAGGCAGAGCUGCUCCACACAUACAGCCGUAUCGACCCGUAUGACACUUUAAUUCUGUGUGUGCGCGUGGCUGUGCUAACUGCCGUCACACUUACAGUACCAAUCGUGCUCUUUCCUGUGAGGAGAGCAAUCCAACAGAUGAUGUUCCCCAACAAAACCUUCUACUGGCCUCGCCACAUCGCUAUUGCCAUCACUCUGCUCACUUUCAUCAACCUGCUGGUUAUCUUUGCCCCUAACAUCCUGGGCAUCUUUGGCGUCAUUGGUGCCACAUCUGCACCCUGUCUCAUCUUCAUCUUCCCCGCGGUCUUCUAUAUUCGUAUUGUACCCAAGGAGGAGGAGCCGCUGUGCUCGGUUCCAAAAAUCUUGGCUGCCUGCUUCGCUGGGAUCGGUUUCCUAUUUAUGAUCAUGAGUCUGAGCUUUAUCAUCAUCGACUGGACAUCGGGCAGCAGUAAAGCCAGCAGUGGUCAUUAGACACCUUCCUGUUUUUUUUUCUUUAUAUUGUUAAUAUGGGAUUGUGUUGUAAUGUUUCUGUUUAUGCGUUUGUUGAAGAUGCCCUUUCUUUUCCGUUAGAGACUAUCUGCCACAGACACUUAGGUUCAGGGCAGCUCUCUGAUUACUCUCGCUUUGAUAAGGUUCUGUACCUGCUGCCAAACAAUAACUGAAGACCCAGGCCAGUACACUUUAAAUAUUAAAUAUUUGGUGAGAAGUUUCUUUGCUUGAAGGCCAGUUGUGAAACUUAAAAGGCUGCGUCUUGUGACAAAAGUGGUCUUGAUACGUGUGGAGCAUCUAUCUCCUCGCACAAUCCAAGUUUGUAUCAAAACGAUCUUAUUAUGCACACAAUCUGAUACAGCUCCCUUUUAGCUGCUAAAGAAAUUUGAUUUUUUUUUUUAGAGAUUAUAUUACUUAGAUGCCUGCUAUAUUUGAAUACCUACAUAUUUUAGUGCAGCUGCACUUGUGCAGUUGCAGGAGACACAUUUAUAAGAGCAACUGAAGGAUGUAUAACAAGAAGAGUUACUUUUAAAUGCUCUCUUACUGAGAGUGAAACAAGAAGACUGAAAGCACAGUCGGGAUUGUAAAUAACCAUAUGACUAUACUAUAUACUAUAACUAUAUGACCAGUUAGACUUAAUAGACUUAGGAAUUUAUUAAAGGUGGGACACAUUAAAGAGAUAGUUAAUGAAGUGGAGUUUUGGAGACAGGUUAUAUACAAUAAGAAUUAGGGAUGCAUGAUAUUGGAUUUUCGGCUGAUAUUCAAUAUGCCGAUAUGUUAAAACUUAUUUGGUCGAUAACCGAUACCAAUACUGAUAUUUUCCUUAUACACCUACUUCCAGAGACUACAUAGCUUUCUCUGCUGUGGAAUUAAAACAAUACAUUAUUCUGCAUGAUCUUUGUUAA
Messenger RNA from Nematolebias whitei (Rio pearlfish), 2874 nucleotides. Its product is annotated as sodium-coupled neutral amino acid transporter 3. The record is from RefSeq and is a predicted model, not a curated record. Lineage: Eukaryota; Metazoa; Chordata; Actinopteri; Cyprinodontiformes; Rivulidae. Gene Ontology annotation, biological process: amino acid transmembrane transport; L-glutamine transport; histidine transport. Gene Ontology annotation, molecular function: L-histidine transmembrane transporter activity; L-asparagine transmembrane transporter activity; L-glutamine transmembrane transporter activity. The coding region runs from base 374 to 1951 and encodes 525 amino acids. The transcript has 17 exons.